AUGUCUGCUCCUAAAGAACUUAUACUAAAACUACACUCGAUUGAAGAGACUCUACGUGUGCGUGUAGAGGUUGACGCUUGCAAGAGCAUGGCUCAGAUCACUGGGUAUAUCGAGAAGGCUUGGCCUCAGCUGAAGGACGAGAAGUAUCGUAUCUACUACCUGGACGAUUCGGAUGAGCUGUGCGUGUUGAAUGAACUUUCGGUUGGUGAUGCUAUCACUCUGCCCGCUAAGAUGAUGAGAGCUGGUGAUGAUGCUGUACCUGUUCUGGAUCUUUUUAUCAAGAAGGAGAUUGAUAGAGAUCUGACUUCUCCAAGGGAGGUUAACCCUUCUGCUAGAAAUCUGGCUAGACGGUUAACAGAUUUCGACUACAUGAACUCCUUUGAUGAUGCUUGGCAGUUGGUUGAUAGUAUGCUCGCUACUGGUCAGGAUCUGGACAGUGUUGCCAAGCAUCUUGAGACGAGGCAGGACAGGAAGCAGAAGUCGGUUGAUGCGGCUCCACAAGAGCCUCCUGCCAGAGGUGUGAAGAGAAUCGCUAGUGAAAUGGAGAAGGAUUCUAGUGCCGUUCAGCCUCAAGUAAAGACUAGUGGUAAAGUGUACGCCACUACUAGCGAUGGUAAGCAUGAGUAUCAUAUCGAGAAGCGUGUCAAAUCUGAGAAGGAGGCUGUUGAUACUAUGGUUGAUCUGCUUACUGAGAUGGGCUUCGUUGAGAGCAAGGAUAAGGCUAAGGAUCUCGUGAACAACUUAGUGGGUUCUGGUGAAGAUCUGAAACGUGUUGCUGAUCAUAUAAUGUCGAGGGCGAUAGAGCAAGAGAAUGAUUCUCCUCUCGCCUUGAGGGAUCUUGAUGAUGAGCUGAAGUUGGUGGAAGCUGACGACACUGCACGAGACUUUGCUGAUCUCCUCGAUGACUUCGGUUUCGUUGGCAGUCGCGAUGCUGCUCGCGAGCUGGUGGGUUCAUUGAUGGCUACUGAACAAGAUUUAGGCAGUAUUGCUGAUCAUUUCAUGCGUCAUGCUCGGACUCGUUCUCUGAAGGGCACCAAGAAGGUGGCUGAUGCUCAGAAGAAGGCUGUUGGUGAUGCUGUUGCUGCUGAGAAGAAGACUGCUGGUCAAACUCAGCCACAAGAGACGACAACUGCGUGA
Messenger RNA from Perkinsus marinus ATCC 50983, 1137 nucleotides. RefSeq lists its product as hypothetical. The coding region runs from base 1 to 1137 and encodes 378 amino acids. NCBI's taxonomy places the organism in Eukaryota, Perkinsozoa, Perkinsida, Perkinsidae. The record is from RefSeq and is a predicted model, not a curated record. The transcript has a single exon.